GUAUAAACGCGCGCGCACACGGGUGAUUCCCGUUCAGUUCUCCGUUCGCUUCUCUGCAAGAAACACCGCGCGCGUCCUUGUUCUUCUCGGUGGAUUUGAUGGUGAUGGUGAUGAUGUUCUCCAGGUUGCUCCACGCGCCGCUCCUGGUGCUGCUGCUGCUCGUGGUGUCGGUGUCACGCGCGUUCUCGGGCGGUGAGUACUGCCACGGGUGGAGGGACGCGGCGGGAGCGCGACACCACGGAUUCCGCUGUCCCGAGCGCUACGACGGCGAGGGCGCGCGCUACUGCUGCGGCUCGUGCACGCUGCGCUACUGCUGUGCCGCGCCGGACGCGCGCCUCGACCAGAGCUCGUGCACCGCAGAGUUCGACUUCUACACCGAGGGAGCGAGAAACAUCCCCCCGAGCCUUCCUACCUACCUGCCCUUUGUGAUUGUAGUGAGCGCCUUCCUGUCCUUCAUCCUGCUCGGAACCAUCAUCUCCAUCUGCUGCUGUCAUUGUGUCCAGUCCAAACCCACAGAACGUCCCGGUCCCACCCAUACCACCUUACUGGAAUCCGGUGGUCCGUCGCCUAAAAGCUCCACCCCUUCCUGUACGCCCAUCUCCGGACUCCAUCCUCCUGCGCGCCUAAGUCCACCUGAUCUCAGCGUGUACAGCGCUUUUCCGCCCACAUUCGUUACUCCUCCACUCCACCAAGGGGCGCCGCAGUUCUAUCCGAAUUAUCCAAACUAUCCUCUGCCUCCAGAGCAUACCAUGCUAAUUGCUCCGGCGUUCCUAGACGCCCAUGGACACGUCUCACCCCUCACUCAGAACCCCGUCUACCCCACCAUCACCGUCUGAUGAAGUCACAGGAAUAAAUUAAGCGUUUAGCAUUCUGGUGUUCAGAGGGAAUUUCCAACUCACAUUCCGAGCCAGUGUCUGUUUGCACUCUAGCUGACGUUCACCAGUUAGCUAGCAUUAGCGGUAAAGGUGCUAAUAUUUCCCCAAACACCUUUUUAAACAAUCCUGUCAUGUUUCCUAUCAGCUUGGAUUAGCUGUUAAAGCAUUAACAUUUCUGAA
Silurus meridionalis is the source of this 1055-nucleotide messenger RNA. RefSeq names its product shisa family member 2a (gene shisa2a). The record is from RefSeq and is a predicted model, not a curated record. The transcript is spliced from 2 exons. Bases 99 to 836 code for a protein of 245 amino acids. NCBI's taxonomy places the organism in Eukaryota, Metazoa, Chordata, Actinopteri, Siluriformes, Siluridae.